Rotaria sp. Silwood2 is the source of this 759-nucleotide messenger RNA. The record is from the annotation of a GenBank genome assembly. NCBI's taxonomy places the organism in Eukaryota, Metazoa, Rotifera, Eurotatoria, Philodinida, Philodinidae.
AUGCAAACGAGGCUUCCGAGUAGCUCUUUACAAAGCCUCUCGUCUGGUCAAUUAGUGCUGAAUAUGAAACCUGAACCAUCAUUUCCUCCUGUUGCUGCUGCUUCUCCUUCUCCUGUUCCAAUAGCAACACCAUCAGGACGAACGUCAAGCUAUAUUGAUGAUCACAAACCCAGUGAUCCACUAUACAUGCUCGAUGGUCAAAUUGAAACUGUUAUACAUAACUUUUCAGGUGAACCUGCUACUACAUUCGAUCAAACGACUAAUGCUCCACUUCUCAGUAAGCUGAAUGAUAUUCGAUCUACAAAACCAAUGAUGGAAGAACUCAUGAAACUUCAAUCUGAGGAUGGUUCAUUUACGUUGAAUAAAGAUUUAGCUGAUGUACUUCAUGUCAAUGUUGAUAUGUUCAAUGGUCUUGAUUACUAUUUACGCGAACAAGGUUUUAACUCACUCGCUUUGAACAUACACAAUGAACUUGUUCGUUUGAUUGGUACAGGUGUUAUUCUGAUGUGGCUUGUCCUUCAAACACAAGUUUUACAACAGAAUAGGUUUCAAGUUUUAUUUAAUAUUGAACAAAUCAAAGUUCAUCUUUGUAAUCAUUUACCGGCUAGUAUGAACAAACAAAUUCAUAAAGCGAUCGAAUUCUAUCAACGAACAAGUCAACGUAAUGGCAUAUAUUGUGGACAAUUAGAAUUGAGAGAUUCAUCAUGGGAUAUGUUUAUUCAACGUAUACUUAUCGGUAUCGAUCGUGACAAUAACUAA